This is a messenger RNA of Magnolia sinica, 2238 nucleotides long. RefSeq names its product coronatine-insensitive protein 1-like. Gene Ontology annotation, biological process: SCF-dependent proteasomal ubiquitin-dependent protein catabolic process. Gene Ontology annotation, molecular function: protein binding. The record is from RefSeq and is a predicted model, not a curated record. The coding region runs from base 210 to 1985 and encodes 591 amino acids. Gene Ontology annotation, cellular component: SCF ubiquitin ligase complex. The transcript has a single exon. NCBI's taxonomy places the organism in Eukaryota, Viridiplantae, Streptophyta, Magnoliopsida, Magnoliales, Magnoliaceae.
CUCGAUGAUUUAACACACCCCCGCCCGUUCUCUCCCUUCGUUUUCUCUCUUACUUUCGUCUAUCUUUUUGUUGUGCUGCACUCAUCACCGUUCGAUACUCUAACCCGGGAUCCAUCCCAUCCGUAUAUCUUUCCCAUCUUGCUGAUUCGGAGCUCGGUAGGUGAGGUUCAUUAGAUUGCACCUUAGACGUUCGGGAUUCCACAAUCUCGAUGGAGAAUCGGAGCUUCCGCCAGGCGAUGAGCUUCAGCAUACCGGAUCUGGCUCUCGAGUGCGUGAUGGCGUACAUCGACGAUCCCCACGACCGCAACGCAGUUUCUCUGGUGUGCCGGAAGUGGUACAACAUCGACUCCCUGACGCGGAAGCACAUCACAAUCGCUCUCUGCUACACAACUACACCCGUCCGCCUGCGGAUGCGGUUCCCACACCUCGAAUCGUUGAAAUUGAAAGGGAAGCCACGGGCCGCAAUGUUCAAUUUCGGCAUCGUAGCUGAGGAUUGGGGAGGGUAUGUCGGGCCCUGGAUCAAUGAGAUCUCAGAAGCUUUCAAUUGCCUCAAAUCACUCGAUUUCAGGCGGAUGAUUGUGCGGGAUGCUGAUCUCAGUCUGCUGGUCCGUUCACAUGGGCAUACGCUGCAGGUGCUUAAGCUGGAUAAGUGUUCUGGGUUCUCGACGGACGGAUUAUUGCAGGUCACCAGAUCUUGCAGAUGCCUAAGAACCUUGUUUUUAGAAGAGAGCUCUAUCGUUGAGAAAGAUGGUGACUGGCUCCACGAACUCGCUGUAAACAACAGAGUCCUAGAGAAUUUGAAUUUUUAUAUGACAGAGCUCAAAUUCAUUAACAUCACAGACCUUGAACUGAUAGCCAAGAGCUGUAAUUCUUUACUUUCUUUGAAAAUCAGUGAUUGUGAAAUCUUCGAUCUAGCUGGUUUUUUUCGUGAAGCAUCAAAUUUAGAAGAAUUUGUUGGAGGUUCAUUCAACAACAAUGAGGCAGUAGGAGAUAUAAUCGACAAGUAUUCGAGCAUGUCAUUUCCUCCAAACAUACGUUGUGUGGGUCUAAACUACAUGGGGAAGAAUGAAAUGCCUAUGUUGUUUCCACGUGCGGCUUUAAUUAAGAAGCUGGACCUUCAAUAUACAUUGCUUGAUACAGAUGAUCAUUGCCAGCUGAUUCAACGAUGCCCUAAUUUGGAAGUUCUUGAAGUGAGGAAUGCGAUUGGAGACCGCGGAUUAGAAAUUGUUGCUCGCAGCUGUAAUAAACUUCGGAGGCUUAGGAUUGAGAAUGGGGAGGAUGAAGAAGGUGUGGUGUCGCAAAGGGGAAUAGCUGCAGUUGCACAAGGCUGUCUGGAGCUGGAAUAUCUCGCUGUCUAUGUAUCCAAUAUCACGAAUGCUGCCUUGGAAUGUUUUGGCAGUUUCAGUCAAAACCUCACUGAUUUUCGAUUGGCGUUGCUGGAGAAGGAAGGAAUAAUAUCGGAGCUACCACUCGAUAAAGGGGUCCGUGCUCUGUUAAUGGGUUGCCAGAAGCUUAGGAGGUUCGCCGUCGGUCUACCACAAGGGGUUCUGACAGACGUUGGUCUUGGUUAUAUCGGCAAGUACGGCAACAACAUCAGGUGGUUGCUGUUGGCUUCUGUGGGAGAUUCUGACGCUGGGCUUCUGGAAUUAUCGAAGGGAUGUCCAAAGCUGGAGAAGCUCGAGAUGAGUAGCUGUUGGUUCAGCGAGCGGGCGCUGGCCCUGGCCGUGGUGCAGCUGAAGUCCCUGAGGUACAUAUGGGUGGAAGGAUAUAGAGCAUCCAAAACAGGCGGUGAUCUUUUGGCCAUGACUCGUCCGUGCUGGAAUAUAGAAUUAAUUCGCCAGCGACAGUGGGGUAGGCUUGCAGAGCAGCCAGCUCAGAUACUUGCUUACGAAUCGGGAUUCCUUGCUUACUAUUCCCUUGCAGAGCGAAGGACGGAUUACCCUGAAACGGUCGUUCCUCUUUACCCAUCUUUCUUAGAUGCUUGAGUCUACAUACACACACACACACUCUCUCUCUCGUUGAGAAAUGAGUUGGCAUGAACACGCACAGAUACUAGGAGUCAUUGCAGGAAGGGUAUGGAUAGGAUUUGUCGCUGUUGUAGCUUAGAUUUUCACCGUUUCUAGAUUGUUGUUGUACCUGUAGCUUUGGGAUUUCCUACUACGUUUCUACUUUAAGAACAGGCCAUAUGUAAUGGGGUUCUGUCUUACAGCCCCCUUUUAUUAAUAAUACUCCACGUUU